ACUGCUCAAAGCUCUGCCUGUACUGCACCGUGUAGGCACUACUCUAGAGGCAACGCGAGAGACCAAAGCUUUUUUUCGGGGCUCGAUCGGCUAUUCGUUUUAUAUUAUAUAAAAUCAGCCACCGCGGGCUGCCCGCAAGUCAUUUAGUGUUCAGUGCUCGAAUCGCUAGGAUUUCCCUACUUAGCAUCCUUCGGGAUAUUAUAAACCGACCGUUUAUGUGCGCGUGUGUGUGAAUGAAUUGAAGCUGUAAGGUGUUGUAGACGACCAUCCCCUGUUCCCGCUUUCCGCCAUUGUUCCUCUUUGAAGAUCCUUACGGUUCCUGUAUCAACUGCAGUGUUGCCAGCUGUUUGUGUCCAGUGGAAGAUCCAAGUGUUCAUCAAUCAAUUAAAAUCUACCACAAUGAAAGCUUUCGCAGUCUGCUUUGCCAUCGUCCUUUCCUUGGCCCUCGCCGCGGCGCAACGCUUCGGAAGUCCACUGCCGGCAUUUGGACUUAGCUCGCUAACAGGAGACUUUGGUGGACCAACCGCCUUUGGAGGACAGGACUUCAGCUCUGGUAGUUUAACCGCCGCAACCACAGCCGGUCGUGAUCCACGACAGAACCGAGGCCCAGUCGUGUUCCCACCACCACCAACCGAUGGUCCAAUGGAGUCCAGCGGAGUCGUCGUUGGCGCUUCCGGUUACGGAUUUGUACCACCAAAUGCGCCACAAAUGUACUUUUAAGAACGUCAAUCCCCACGGGCCUGGUCGAGCUGGAGCAUUUUUACCAUCCCCUAGGCAUGAUAUUAUAGUGCGAUGAUAAUGUGCGUGAAUAACAAAACAAAAAAACAUUUGGUUUGUGUGUGUAACGCGUUAAACAAUUUCGCUAACCUCCAACUAUAAUCGAUAGAUAGUCCAACGAAUGCGAAAUAUCUAACUACUAGUUUUCAGUAUUGCUAUUUCAUAGAAAUACUUUUCGCUAAAUUAUUUGUUCCCCAUUUAUCUUUUUCGCAGAUACGUUUCACUCCAUUUACAGAAAUCUAAGAUACUUCUAAGUCAUGACAAAUUACUAGGCUUCCAAAAACUGCUUUCCCCCCAUCGGACUCAAAUACUGAUUAGUGUAUAUUUUUAAAAGGAACAACAAAUGCAUCAUCGUUUUACUUAGUCUCUAUUUGUACCCAUAAUUUAUAGCCUAUCUUGGGCUCGGCCUGAGCUGAAUUUGAUGCCAUAUCAAAUUUUGACCCCAAAAUUGAUUUUCCCCAAUCUGAAAAUAGUGGUUUUUCGAUCAAACAAAAAUUACAUUUUGUAUUUAUUUGUAAUUAUUCAUAGACGCUUAGGUAAAGACAAUUGUAAUUUAGAUAAUCGUUAAGUAGCGCUGUACAAAUCGAAUCAAUGACAAUACGUGAAGCUAGAUGGUGUAAAUUUGUGAACCUCUGUAUUAUAAGUUUGAAAUGCUGGUUGUUUAUUUAAUAAAUUAUUCUAGUUGACACUUUGAAUGUAAACGAACGAAAAACAAA
Messenger RNA from Aedes aegypti (yellow fever mosquito), 1493 nucleotides. RefSeq lists its product as uncharacterized. The transcript is spliced from 4 exons. Lineage: Eukaryota; Metazoa; Arthropoda; Insecta; Diptera; Culicidae. Bases 400 to 720 code for a protein of 106 amino acids. The record is from RefSeq and is a predicted model, not a curated record.